Messenger RNA from Aplosporella prunicola CBS 121167, 1156 nucleotides. RefSeq lists its product as uncharacterized. The record is from RefSeq and is a predicted model, not a curated record. The transcript has a single exon. NCBI's taxonomy places the organism in Eukaryota, Fungi, Ascomycota, Dothideomycetes, Botryosphaeriales, Aplosporellaceae. The annotation marks the transcript as partial.
GCCCGUUUGCGAGCACGCGUCGGCGUAUAGCUGGCACCCUACAAGGCUCGCAAUCUCAACUUUGUGGCUCUUGUUCUUCUCCCCUCACCAGCUGCGCCCUGUUACUCCGUGGCACCACACUGCCCUUUGCGCAACCUCGAAGAUACUCCUCCGCGACCAGGCUGCAGCUCCAUGUCGUAAGCCUGGUGUUGCCAUCGCGCACUGAUUCGAUUCUGCUCCUCUUACCAAGGCAACUCGUUGGCUCGCGUGCGCGGCGAACGGGAUAUAUAAAUCGCGCCAAACCGCCCGCCUCGUCGUCUAUGUCAAGGCGCCGACCCGGUCUCAUCGUCUCUGCUGCUCUUCCUCCAAUUGUCCAUGGACGAAGACUGGGACAUCAUUGAAUCAUCCUCGGUCCCCCCCUCACUGCUUGCCUCCACUGCACCGUCGCGCGUCAGCACUUUAACACUGGAUCCACCACGCCAUUGCUUCUCGCCAGACCUGCUGCAAGAAACUGAAGAAGCACCGCUGACAGCGGGCCUUGUCUCCGAGAGAAUGGAAGAAGAAAGGAUCCCGUCCCCGCCGCCACCGCCCAACCCCAUCGAGAAGUACUAUGAGGACGAAAACACCAAAGAAGAGGAGAAGGAGCACCUCCUAGACGAAAGGGAAGAAGGAGAAGAAGAAGAAGAAGAAGAAGAAGAAGAAGAAGAAGAUCUCCCCAUCCCCUUCGUCUACGAGUCCACAGUGCUGGAGCCCGAGCCCGACAGCCUCCUCGACGCCUCCACGCACUCGUCCCCCUCCUCCCGCCCCAAAUCCCUCGACAGCUCGUACAUGUCCUCAUCGGCGACCGAGACAGCAGCACUAGCAGCCGCGCCAGCAGCGUCCCCAUCUGCGUCAUCGACUCUGCCACUGCGGCCCCUCUCCCCCGCCUCCACACUGCCUCGGCGCCCGCGCCAGCCCAACAGCAACAGCAACAGCAACAGCAACGACAACAUCGGCGUCGGCAUGACCACAGACACGAACACAAACGCCCACGCCAGCGCCAGCGCCAGCGGCGGCGUCUGGGUCCCCCCGCCCCCAAUCGUGCUGCGCACACCCCCCAUCCUGACAAGCACGACGCUGCCACCCUCUCCACCACCACCACCACCACCACCGCCCCCUCCAAUGCCAUUCACGUGGG